Molecule: messenger RNA, 647 nt
Organism: Chinchilla lanigera (long-tailed chinchilla)
Lineage: Eukaryota; Metazoa; Chordata; Mammalia; Rodentia; Chinchillidae
Product: translation initiation factor IF-2-like
Source: RefSeq, a predicted model, not a curated record
AUGACAGCGUCUCGCCGGGCUACACUGCGGAGUUCCGCGGCCAGGGAGGCUGAGCGCACCGAGGUGCCCGCUGCUCCCGCGGCUGCUGCCCUGACACCGCGUUCUUGGUUUCUAACUUGCCAGGGACUAGAGGGGAAGACGGGAGACUUCAUGGAGCGAAGGCGGCCUGUCUUCCCGAUUCAGCUCCCGGCUGUCCCAUGGCUCCAGGCCGCGAGUCCCUCCCGGCUCGGGGAGGAAGCCCGUGAGCCGGCUCAGCCGUGUCGCCUGAAGUCCCGGCUGGGGAUCACCUCGUGUCCGACCUGUGUGGCCGGCAAGGCCCGGCGAGUCCUCUCACACUUUUGCUGGGGGCCUGGGGGAUGGGGUCCCGCGCGUGCCCCAAGCCCAAGCUCGACCCGGGCUGCUCGGCGCCGGCAGGCAGGGGCCGCCGCGGAGCACCGCCGACCCAGGGCCCCAGCGGCACCCAGCGAGGGAGCAGAGGCUCAGCCGCCUCUCCGCGCCCCUGCUCCGGGGCGGCCCGGUUCGCGCGCCCUCUUGGCCUCUACCCUCCGAGGCCGUCGCCGCGGGCUGCGCGCCCUCCACUCCCGCUGGGCCCUCGCUCGCACGGCCUCCUCUCUCCCCACCUGCCCGCAGCUCCGACGGGCCAGUCG